AUGGACGAUCUUCUGAGCCGGUGCAACCAAAGCGUCAAGCUUGCUCUUCUGGUCGCUGAGUCUGGCCGGUCUGUUGACCAGUGUCGGCGGGAUUCGGAAGGAGUCGGUCAGAGCCCCGGCUUACGGACGCUCUUUCCACUCAUACCCGGGGUGGAAAUCCCCCGCUGGUUCUCUGUACCGAUGGCGGCGGGACGAAGUGUGCUUUUCCAAGUGGAAGGGUACUCGGCCGUGGAGUCGGCGGCCCUUGAAACCUGUCCGACGGCUGGGAAGGGGUGA
Messenger RNA from Aspergillus calidoustus, 276 nucleotides. NCBI's taxonomy places the organism in Eukaryota, Fungi, Ascomycota, Eurotiomycetes, Eurotiales, Aspergillaceae. The record is from the annotation of a GenBank genome assembly.